This is a messenger RNA of Brienomyrus brachyistius, 8602 nucleotides long. RefSeq names its product matrix metallopeptidase 24 (gene mmp24). The record is from RefSeq and is a predicted model, not a curated record. The coding region runs from base 438 to 2258 and encodes 606 amino acids. Gene Ontology annotation, molecular function: metalloendopeptidase activity; zinc ion binding. Lineage: Eukaryota; Metazoa; Chordata; Actinopteri; Osteoglossiformes; Mormyridae. Gene Ontology annotation, cellular component: extracellular matrix. The transcript has 9 exons. Gene Ontology annotation, biological process: proteolysis; extracellular matrix organization; collagen catabolic process.
AGCGUCACAUAUCCUACCGCACAAAAGAAAGACGUGUGGCAAUUAUGCAGCACAAAAUAAGUGGACAUUGUCAGUUACUGCUGGAACCAUUCAAUCCAGUUUUUUAACUAGGUAUGGAGGCAGUACGCUGUGCCACUCGGGUGGAUGUGUGACACGGCAAGCGCGCACCCGACCUGGCCAUCUGAGCGCUGCAAAGAGCGACCGCCGCGCGCGGCUGGGACGCAUCACUACUGUACUGUACCUCCUUUAGUCGUGCAGCUUUAAGAACUGAGUCUGCGCAAUGGGCUCCCGAGUUUAGUGGUCGGUCUGCGGUGAAAAUUAACCAGAAAAGAAUACGGAAUAAAGGAGAAUCAUUCUAACCGAGGAAUAAACAUCAUACCCACGGACCCAAGACUGGAAAUCAUAGGCCGACUGAGGGUGGAUUUUCGGGGACAGUCAUGGCGGGGGUGGGAGUGAAAAGGAGGAAAGCGGGGCUCCCUGGUUUCUGCUGGAAAACCUGCUAUUUUCAUAUUUUAUUUUGGGUUGUCUCGAUUUGUGGUGAAGAGAAGACCUUCAUCGUUGAGACAUGGCUGAAGAACUAUGGCUACCUGCUCCCCCACGACAUCCGGACGUCAGACCUGCGCUCAGAGAAGGCCAUACAGUCAGCUGUCGCUGCUAUGCAGCGUUUCUACGGGAUCCCAGUAACCGGAGUGCUGGACCAGACCACCAUCGAGUGGAUGAGGAAACCUCGAUGUGGAGUCCCCGAUCAUCCCCGGAUCAGUCGCCGUCGACGGAACAGACGCUACGCGCUAACGGGCCAGAAAUGGAGGCAGAAACACAUCACCUACAGCAUACACAACUUCACGCCUAAAGUAGGGGAGAAGGACACGCAGAAGGCUAUACGGCAAGCCUUCGACGUCUGGCAGACGGUCACGCCGCUGACAUUCGAGGAGAUCCCCUACUCAGAAAUAAAGAAUGAAAGGAAAGAAGCUGACAUCAUGAUCUUCUUUGCCUCUGGGUUCCAUGGCGACAGCUCCCCCUUUGACGGAGAGGGGGGCUUCUUGGCCCAUGCCUAUUUUCCUGGCCCUGGAAUUGGAGGGGACACGCAUUUUGAUUCCGAUGAACCCUGGACAUUAGGCAAUGCUAAUCACGACGGGAAUGACCUCUUUCUGGUGGCGGUGCACGAACUGGGCCACGCCCUGGGCCUGGAGCACUCCAACGACCCCAGUGCUAUCAUGGCGCCCUUCUACCAAUACAUGGAGACGCACAACUUCAAACUUCCGCUCGACGACCUUCAAGGCAUCCAGAAAAUAUAUGGAAUCCCCACUGCCAUGGUGGAGCCCACCCGGCCACUGCCCACUUUACCGUCCCGCCGAACCCACUCCACCUCAGAGCGAAAGCAUGACCGGCAGUCACGGCCACCGCGUCCGCCUUCCGGCGACAGACCCUCCUCCCCCGGGAAUGGGAAGCCCAACAUCUGCGAUGGCAACUUCAACACCGUGGCCUUCUUCAGGAGGGAGAUGUUUGUUUUCAAGGAUCGCUGGUUCUGGCGACUGCGUAACAACAAGGUGCAGGAGGGCUACCCGAUGCAGAUCGAGCAGUUCUGGAAGGGUCUCCCCGCCCGUAUCGAUGCCGCCUACGAGAGGUCAGAUGGGAAGUUCGUCUUCUUUAAAGGUGAUAAAUACUGGGUGUUCAAAGAGGUGACAGCAGAGCCGGGGUACCCGCACAGCCUGGUGGAACUGGGCAACUGCCUGCCGCGUGAAGGCAUCGACACCGCCCUGCGCUGGGAACCCGUGGGGAAGACGUAUUUCUUCAAGGGGGACCUGUACUGGCGCUACAAUGAGGAGAAACGGACAGCUGAUCCCGGGUACCCUAAACCCAUCACCAUCUGGAAGGGCAUCCCUGAAUCACCCCAAGGUGCUUUUGUCAGCAGGGAAGGCUUCUACACUUAUUUUUACAAGGACAAGGAUUAUUGGAAGUUCGACAACCAGAAGCUGACGGUGGAGCCCGGAUAUCCCAAAUCCAUCCUCAAGGACUGGAUGGGCUGUGACCAGUCCGAGAUGGAGAAGAACAAGGACCGGCAGUUGAGCCAUGACGACGUGGACAUCAUGGUUGCCAUCAAUGACGUGCCCAGCACGGUCAACGCCAUCGCCGUGGUCAUCCCCUGCAUCCUGUCGCUGUGCAUCUUGGUCCUGGUCUACACCAUCUUCCAGUUCAAAAACAAAGGAGUUCAGCAAAACGUCACCUACUACAAACACCCGGUGCAGGAGUGGGUAUGACGGCCAGGGGUGUGGACUUCGCCACUUCCGGAUAUUGUUGAGAGGGCUACAAAGAAAAUUAACAAAAACAAAUCGAGACGACUGAGGAGCACCAUGUGGCCAGUGCCUGCCUUGAACAACCAAUGGUGAAACGGGGAAGUGGGGGCCAGGGUGCUGUCCACGUCCUGCCUCCACAAGGACCCAGUGAUCAUCGAGUCCCGCGUACCGUAUUUAGCAUGAACCGAAGCACAAAUGGCUGAGAGGCCGCUGACUCGAGGGGAACUCGUGAUCUCCUCCACCUCCGGCCAGACGAGCCGCGUGUCCACUCAUACCGGGCUGUGUCACUCUUCUCCACACCCACACUGUACGUCCGUGGGACUCCCGAGUGGCUCUUGUGUUCGGAGGGCCACGGAGCCCUGUGUGAGUGCUCUGAGCGGGCCACCAGCAACCUUCGUCUCUUUCUGUAAUAUCGACUUGUACAUGAAAUCGAAAUUAUAUCAAGUAAAACAUUAGAAGGGAAAAAAUUGACAAAAUUAUGAGAAAACAACAAAAUGUAGGUAGAAAGGCCAUAGAAAAUAAAACCAAGGAUUUUUUUUUUCUGUGGAUGGCUUAAUGUUUUAAUUUAUGGAGCGUCCUUAAAUGAUCAAAGGACGUAUGUUUUUUGUGUGUAUACAAAAACCUUUUUUUACUCCCUGACUUGGCACAUUCAGGCUUUAGUGAUGAACGCUGGGCUUUAAGAAGUCCUCCAUCAAUAGCUGACACGCAGCGAUCCCAGUGCAAACUGGCUAUUUUCGGGACUGAGUAGAUGUGGAUGAAGCAGGGGGGAUGUGUUCUGCAUUUCAGCAGGUCGAUAGUGUUAACGCUGUAUCGCUUGCUUGAGUCUGGUUGGCUUUUCAGAGUUUGGUCCAUGACUCCACAUAAACCAAAAAGCACAUGGGCUGUCCUGAAGUCAUCCAUGUCUGCCGCGUGGUGAUGAUGAUAACAGUAAGGCCAGAAUUAACUGCUGUGUUGAAGCAGCCUUAGUCUCACUUUAACUCCUUGCAGUGACUGACUUUCUCUAUCUGUCCGUUGAUAUUAUAGAUCCAUACACAUCCCUGCAUAUCAGUCUUGAUGCCGUCAUCAUUGUAAUCGUUUCACGAUUCUCCCCAACAACAGGACUCCUGAAAGUGUGUUAGCAAGUGGGCUUUUUUAAAAGGACAAUGAUAAAUGUUUGAGAGUAAGGCUGCUUCUGUGCUCCUGUCUAGCUAUUUGGGUCUGUAGGACCAGGCAUAUUAAUGAAGGUGAAUAGAUGUUUGCACCCUCAAAAAUAGGAAGUAUUGAUGCAUUAUACAUAAUGCUGUAAUUCAGUCCCAUGAAUUGUUUUCAUUCAUUGCCUUUGCUACCAUGAUUGUUUUAUAAAAAUGCAUUUUGUGACAUCGGUCAAGGCAGAAAUGGAACAGAUUUUGCGAGGAUAUAGUUUUUUUCUCUGGUCAGAUAACUUUAACCCCAAUGGGGUCUGUUCCACUGAGAGCCGUUUCCUUUCUCGUGAUCUCAUGGCCCGAACCACACAAGUUGAGACGAGCUCACAGAUGACCACCGUUAGAUGUCAAACAAUCAAAGCCAUUUGCCUUGACGUGACGAGAUUAGCAUUAAACUUCUCUUUUUGUCUUACUGCGUACCUGUUGCACUGUUGGGGUUUAAGAUGAAAUUGUUUUAAUACAAAUUGUUAAGUCAAUAUUGACAAAAAUCUUGUUCAUGCCAAUAUUUCAUCCAGGAAGAGAGAAGAAUGUUUUGGGAAAAGUUCGGUGACGUGCUCCUAAUCCUACUUGCAGUAUGCAGGCAAAAUUUCUUAGCUACAUAAAACAUUUGUGGGCAAUUGAAUGACAGAUCUGGAAAUUUUUCUCAGUCACAUAUUUUUGAUCAGUACUCAUAAGCAUAUAGAUAUUGAUUCAUCAAGGCAGGAAAAUGCAGUUAUUACUAAGUCCGUUUUUACUCUGCAGUAGGUUAAUUUCAAAGCCUACCUUCACUGCAGUAUUGGUUUGGUUUAAUUUAAACAAGUUUAUACAAACCUAUGACGAUUAAUAUUGAUGAAUUUGAAUUAAAUAAACGCCUGAAAUGUAUGUACUGUACAGAGCUUGCAGUGUAUCCGACAUAUUUACAAUACUACGAGAUUCGACUGUUAGACAUAGUCAGAGAUGGGGGAUGGGACUUCCAUCAGAUGGUUAUCUGGAUUUAUGCAUUUGCUUUUUGAAUUAUUUUUUGUAUCUGUUAGAUUUACCUGCAAGAUUCCAAAGCAUGGACAUGUAUCGUCGAGUCAGCUCUUUCUUUAACUUACCGCGCUUAGAAAUUGCGUACAUAAUUCAUAGCUCUGCAAAAUCCACGGUUGAGCAGAUCAAAGUCGAUGUUUUUUUUUUUUUGGAUCAAUCCUUUUACCUGAGAGAAUACAAAUUAUGGGAACCCUUCUGGGUUGCUAGAAAGUACUAUGGUGAAUAUGAGCAAAUUAUGGGACAGACAUUAGAGGUUUUUGUUUACAGUUAAUCUUACCUCUAUUAUGGAUUCCAAACGCAUCAUGCAUUUUUGGACCGUUCUUUAACAUCUGGCGUCCAUGCCAGACUUAAGCCUGAAGAUCUUGCAUGUCUGUUUUCUCCAGUCAAUCAAGCGUGGCCUCAUUGACUCCUCUUAAGUGAUCCUGGAUUGCGAUGGUCACGAAGGGUAGCCGACUUUCCGCGAUUCUGCUUCCGUGGUCCUUUGCCAGCCAUUCUUUAUUCCCAGAAUUAUAAUCUUGGAAAUGCAGCGGCCAGCACUGCGCUCCUGAUUUGUCUUCUUGCUGGUGAGCCCGCUGAACCUUAAAACAAGACUGGCGUGAGAUUAGAGAUCGUUCGUAAAAAGUCUUGCUCCAGAUUUUCCCGGAUUUUUUAAUCGACGGCAAACAGUUGGUAGUGCUUUGUGUAGUAGAAGGUGCUAACUGUCUCUAUGAAAGGCCUUGGCACUUAGUAGUGUGUUUAAUUAUAAAGGUACUUUAGCUGUAUUGUUACUUGAACGGGGGCUGUUUAGACACAUUUCUCUUGAAUGAACUGUCGCUAACGUACACAGACGGCCGGCGGCAGAGGUCUUUCAUACUUUCUGUAAGGCCAGCUUCUCCAGCUAUCCCUGGGAGAUCCCUGACUCCUCUUUUUCUGACCUCCAGGAGCUCCAUGGUCCUGUUGUGGGCAUCAUGGCAGCAACUGUCUUGAUAGCUCUGGUUCUGUGUUCAUAUGUAACUAACUCGCCACCAGUUUAAUUUCCCCAUUGAUGUGUACAUAUGACGCACGGGUGUUUGCUGCCAGCUAAAACUACUUUUAUUAUCCUUAUAUGUCAUUUUUGGAAUUAAAAUCCAUUUCACCAUUUUUUCUUGAAAAUUCUUUCAGUCUUCCAAAAGCAUUUAUAACAAAAUCCUGAAGUAUACCGUUCAUAUUUGAUUUAUUUUUGCCUUAACAGUCUCCUGUGGUAUAUCAUUAAGACUCUGUGCCUUGUCUAGAAAAUUUGCAGUGGCUUACUCUGAUCGAUAUUUGCCACAAGUACUAGACCUUUAUGUGGGGCAUCAGGGUUUAAAAGGAACUUCAUUUGUCUUAACAUUUUUCUUUUUUUCUUUGACAAGUAUCUUGCAUGCUUCACAUCAGAAAGCCUAGAUGAUAACCUGGAGGUAAGCGUUAGGGUUUUGCUGAACCACUUAGCAUUCUGUUAGAAUUCUAGUGAUGGAUAUAGAACACCGAAUAUAAAAAUGAUGUCUUACAUUGUAGUCCCCUACAUUUUGGAUGUAAUGACUUUACAGCAUGUGUUCAGAUUUGCUUUUCGGUGCCUCAUUGUCUUACUGGAUAGCAGAGUCACUGUGUUUGGGUAAAAUCGGAUAUCCUUCUGCCUGGUUUGAAGUCCAGACAUCUCGAUGAGCAUGGUCAUACAAGUUUGAAAGGUCUCUGAAAAGCUAGACGUGAGAGGUGGCCAUUUCAGAAACGUUACACGCCGCAGUUACACUCCCGGUCUUCCACCGUUACGAGAAUUUUGGCAUGUAGAACAUUCGUCCCCUGGGCUUGUCGAAAGGACCAGCUUUUGGUUUUUUUUUGGAGUGUUAUACUUACUGAGAUAGAUGCGCACGAUGUACGUAAACUAGCUCCCUGUCACUCUGCAUCUAAAAAGAUACAGAUGUGGUGAUGGGUAUGGCGAUUCUCCAUAAUAUGCUAAACAUCUGUCAUCUGAAUGGCAUCUACAGAAGCAUCAGUCCAGUCCGUUGCUGUAUCAGGGUAUUUCAGGUUUGAGGUAAUCUUCCUGUAGCAUUGUUCAUACCUUAGGUUGCAGCAGACAGCCCAUCUGUUAUCACAACCUUAUGUUCACAUCGCCUUAUUCUGAGUUUCUGACUACUAAAUAUAAACCUUCUCCGUAAACUGCUGUCGAUCGGAUAUUUAUAUGGUUAUUUUUAGUCUCUAAAAAAAAAGCUUGGCACUCUUUAAAAUGCAAGCAGGUACCCACCUCAGAUGACAUAAAGCCAUUGUACUGAUUCCGCUGUGAGAUAAGCAGUCUAGUUUAGGAUAUUAGUCAGCAUAAUGGAGAUUUUUGCUAAAUAUAGGAUCCUUUUGAGGGAGCUGUCGUAUACAUAAUUGAUAAAUCUCUUUACUGAACUGUUUUUUUUUUAUUUUCUUCUAUUAUUCAUACAUACAUUUGGUAUCUUAAUCCUAAAGACUAGAAUAUUUGUGGACCCAGGUUGAUGAAAACAGUGAUCUUACUUGGAAUCAGCUCUGAAUCUGAAUUGCUAUAUAAUAAUUCGAGCCAGGUAUAUUAAUAUGGAAGUUUUAAAAAUCUUUAAUUAAAAAUGGUAAUACAUUGGCAACUGUGGAUAUAAUUAUGCAUCUGUUUUAUUUCCUUACUAUAUAGCAAUGAUAUUCUAGACACUUAUAUGAAAUUAUUCAGAUGUAAAUGUUUAACACUAUUGCAUAUUUAAUAAUAUUAUUGAAUGUUUAUGGUAAACUGGAAGUACUGCAUUGUAUCCAGAUGUGUGAAAUGUCUUGAUUCAGAAAGUAGUAUGGUACUGAUGAACUGAGAUAGAUCAGAAUAUUUGUGGGAUUAGUAUAUAUGGAGAACAAUCCUGAUCAUCACUGAGAUGUUUCCCAGAAAUUAAAUACGUAUAAGUUAUAGUUUGAGGGCAUGAAAAUGAAAUGUGCCCAAAUCACCCUUUUUCUGUAAUUCAUCUGUCAAAAUAAGUUAUACAGAUAUUCUAAGGAAACAUUAGAAAUUUAAAUAACUGCAGAGCUUCCUUCUUUGUGAAUAUGUACCAGAUCUUGAACAACAGAGAAUUGCCUUUAAAUUGCCUGUUGUUGCCUUUUCUGUUUCUAAUGUAUUUUUGAUUUUAAUGGUACAAAAUAGCAACAGAAGACAUAUCAAAACUAGUUCAGACUUUUUAAUUAAACAAAAUGUAUUAAAUACUUUGGAUAACAAAGAACGAGUCAGAUUUUAACAGGUAAAGCUUUAAGAGAGAUAAAAGUUUUUUAUCACUAUUUUAAAGAUAACUUCUUUUUAAAAAACUUGUGCUUGAAAUCUAACUUUCCGCACGGAUCCGUCACUGUUCCACAUGCAAACGGUUAAAACUGGUUUGACCUUUUUUUUUAUUAUUUUCAAGUGCAUUUUCUGUGCAUAUGUCUAAGAUUCUGCCCACCUCCUUGUUAACAAUACUCAGUGCAGUUUUUUCCCUAAUCGCUAAAUGCAGCCACCUUCACAGUGGUUUUCUCCAUCUAUCUCCCGAAUCACAGACAUAUAUAAUGUGGAUGCUGAAGCUCAACGCACCAAUCCGACUGUCCGUAAAUGCCUCCCAGGUUGUCCGAAAACUCCAGUGUAACUGGGUGAAUUGAAAACCAAGACUAAAUUUUUUUUUUUUUUUUUUUUUGUAACUGUAACACAGAUUUUCCUCAAUUGUUAACAUUUUGGAAGAAUCAAACCUCCUUGGGGUGUAAGUUCACAGUAACGGGGAUUUUUUUUAUUUACUGUGGAUUCUGUUCAAUUGUUUGCCAUUAUGAAAUGAGGUUUUUGCAUAAUUAAGGUCAGCAUAACAUCUCAUGACAAAACAUGUAAAUAAAAAGGAUACAUGCACACAUUGAGAUUUAAAGUCCUCUUCUUUUUUAGGUGUUUUAUGUCAGCACUGCUGUUUUUAUUGCCUUUGUUAUAAAUAGGUCAAAGGUUUGUUUUAGCAUAUUAAAUCUUUAUAUAUAUACAUAUACAAAUACAUUUUAAUUAUUAAUCAUACUGACUGGAGCAAGAUAUCAUUUUGUUUACCAUUUUAUUUCUUUAAGAAAUCCACACUGUGUAUAACAAUUUCACCAUGUUGUAUUUUAAAAGGAAAUGUUAAUAAAAUAAUCAAGUUG